AAUAAAUUGAGGCGGAAGAAAGUAUGAAAGUGUUAUUUUCAAAAAUUAAUGUAACGAAAUGUGAGUUUACGUCAAAGAUUCACGUGUAAUGCGAAUCGAGAAAAAAUUGUAUAUAUUGAAGAAAAAUGGAUGCUAUCUCUCUCUUUGGAUGAAUCUCUUAAUAUUUUGCGAGUUAAAAAAAGGAUAAGGAUAAAAAGAGAAGAAAAAAAUACAAUAUUAAUAGUGUUUUAUAAAGUGCAGUGUAAUUUAAAUAUUUCUAAAUAUAUUCAAGUGUCGUUAGUUUUUUCCUUCUUUUUUUUUUUUUUUUUGUCACAAUGACUUCCGUUUUCCCUGAAGAAGAGUCAAAAGUUGCGAGAAUAAAGCAAAAAUUAAUGAACGAUGUACACAUGAAGGAGGAAACACGAUCGUUCUUAGCUUCUCCAGAGAGAAUUUGAGUAUCUCUCAAUCUGACCUUGAACAAAGCUACAAUAAACAACGCUUUCGACCGAACAGAAAUACGAUUCUAAGCGUGACGGCACUCUUAAUUGCAUUUCUUUGCUUCGGUCUUGAAUGUUGGGAGUUUCGUUAUUCUUUGAUCAAUGCACGAGAGAUUGAAGAUUUGAAACGAAGUGUGGACAGUUUGAAGCAUCGUAUUUUGGAGGAAGAUCUACUCGACGAAGUGAAAGCUUUUGAAGAACAGUUGUAUACCGAAGAAUUCAACGACGAUGAUGAUGAUAACGACGACGACGAGGACGACGACGACGAGGACGAUGCAGAGGAAGCAAAUAUCGACAGAACAGAUUACAAUUCCAACUAUGACGAGGAUACAUUUUCUUUGCCGAUAUUUGGCGCCAGACCAUCCGAUUUCCCUGAUUCCUCGUCGACCAUCGCCCCAGUACCUUCUCCGCCGGAUCCUCCUAUUGCGGAUGAAACGUUGAUGAAAUUAACUUUACCGCGCAGGACCAAACAAAGCGAAGAAUCGAAGGAAAAUGACUCGAGUCGAGACCGUGGUCGGGAUAAGAAUAACUUGGAAGGGGAGACGAAAGAUCAUAAGAAUGAUACGAUGAAGCGAAAACGAGAUGUAUUGGAAGCUAGCGAUAACACGAAAGACUUUUUGUUGGAUUGGAAGAUAACCUUGAAGCGUAAACGAUCGAUUGAUGAAAAGAAUCAUAGUUCCAAGAGAUUACUCGUUAACAGACAUUUGCUUAAAAAUCAUACCAAAAGAACAAUUGCUUCUGAUCCCACUUCUGAUCGAGAGAUGGAAAAAUCUGGCCAGGACGAGCAAAAUAUGUCUGUUGUAUCCAGUAAGCAUCCUCCAAAGAAAUAUAUUCACUCGUCUUUGGAUAUCACCGAGGCAUCUUCUUCCACGCCUCCUAACAAACAAGUUGCGACGAAUCGCAUUAAAAAAGUUCCACGCAAAUUUCGGAGGAACACGAACCAUUCUCGGAAAGUGAUCGCAGUCCAUUACGAUGGAAAUAAGAAUGGAUAUUCAGAGAAAGAUAUUUAUGCUGGAAAUGGGAGAAUUCGUCAUGGAAAUAGCAUGUUUAAAGCAUGGAAACCAAGCGAUUGGGUGAAUAAUCUUGGAAUGAACGAGUAUUUCAAAAUGUCCAACGAUGGGAGUGUUACCAUUUAUGAACCAGGAUUGUAUCUAGUUUACGCGCAGAUUCAUUACAAUGAUGAUCACGAUGAAAUUGGAUUUCAUCUGCAAGUGAACAAUCAGCCUAUUCUUCAGUGCAUGAUCGACAAUUCGGGCCAUGUGCGCAACAUUAGCCAAACCUGUUUCUCAGCUCAAGUGACACCUCUUAGAAAGGAAGACGUUUUAGUUUUCAAGGAGGCUAGCUCGCCGAGAUUCGCUAUUUUCGAUAAGGAGAAUAGUUUCUUUGGAUUAGUGAAACUUGGAGAAUUGGGAAAACAUUCGAAUUAAUCAGUUUUAACAUGUAUUUAUCUGGAACAAAUUAAACAAGAAACAAAGUGCUCCUCCUUUACUAACGUAAAAAGUAAUUUAUUAAACAUUCAAUGAUGCAACAAUAGCAUUAAAGUCGUCACUUUAAUCGUUGUUGACUCGAUAAAGAUAGACGUUGGUCAAUUUCAUUAAUUAAAGACCAAUCGAUUCUAUUUCUAUCCAUAAAUGCAUAUUGUCAUUGUAAAUAAAAUUCUUGCGGUUUAUAUUAAUAUAAACACUUUUUUAAGUUUUAGAUUUUUAACAGAGUCCAAAGAAGGUGAGAGUGCAAAUGGAAGUGAAGAAGUUAAAAUCUCGAUGAAAUAAAUCUUGCGACUUAACACUUGUUUUAACAUGUAAUCUCGCAGAUUAAUUUUUUUUCGCGGUAUUUUCUGGCUCGUUGACUGUCAAUUGGAAUCAAGUCUCCAGGAGAAUCCAUCAAAUCGACGAUGAAAUUCGGUUUCAACAGCUUUGUUGGAAAAAUUGAUGAAGCACGAUCUUCGAAGAUUAGAUUCGGAUCUAUGUAUUUAUGUUGAUAUUGUUGCAGAGGUUGAUAAAUCGUAACAAUUUCUGGACAGGUUAUAUCUCUGUCUAUAUAAGCGUGAAAUUUAUUUUCUUCCGCUGGAACUCUCACCUAAUAAUAAUAAUAAUUAUUCUAAACUAAGAGAUUUAAUUUAUAAGAAUUGAAAUGUUAACGGAUAAUAAAAAUCUAAUGUCUAAA
Apis florea (little honeybee) is the source of this 2639-nucleotide messenger RNA. RefSeq names its product TNF superfamily member 12 eiger (gene egr). Gene Ontology annotation, biological process: immune response. The record is from RefSeq and is a predicted model, not a curated record. Gene Ontology annotation, cellular component: membrane. Gene Ontology annotation, molecular function: receptor ligand activity; tumor necrosis factor receptor binding. NCBI's taxonomy places the organism in Eukaryota, Metazoa, Arthropoda, Insecta, Hymenoptera, Apidae.